Phlebotomus papatasi is the source of this 3283-nucleotide messenger RNA. RefSeq names its product sarcosine dehydrogenase, mitochondrial (gene Sardh). The transcript has 6 exons. Gene Ontology annotation, molecular function: sarcosine dehydrogenase activity; protein binding. The record is from RefSeq and is a predicted model, not a curated record. Gene Ontology annotation, cellular component: cytoplasm; mitochondrion; mitochondrial matrix. Bases 153 to 2831 code for a protein of 892 amino acids. NCBI's taxonomy places the organism in Eukaryota, Metazoa, Arthropoda, Insecta, Diptera, Psychodidae.
ACAAAACAUGUAGGUCUUGCGGAUUGUAAAAGCAUUCAGCACUCUCGCCAUAGCUUCAGUAUGAAAAUCAUCGAAAAAGUGUAAAGUUGCUUCAUCAUUUCUUCGCCAUUUUUCUCAGUGGAUAGAAUUUAAAAUUCAUUUUAGGGAUCAAAAUGAUCCGUUUCAGAGGAUAUUCCCUAGCUCAAAAAUUAUCUCAAAGUGUUGUGUUGUCGAGAUUUUCGUCCACUAGCGCUUCGUACGAAAGGAAAAAUCAUAUCCUACCUUACAGUGCAGAUGUCGUUAUAAUUGGUGGUGGUUCUGCUGGAUGUCAUGCCCUAUAUCACUUGACAAAGCGCGGCAUUAAGGCUGUCUUAGUUGAGAGGAGCAAAAUAACAUCUGGAACAACAUGGCAUACGGCUGGUCUUGUCUGGCGCCUAAGACCAAAUGAUGUAGAAAUUCAGUUGCUGGCCAGUUCGAGAAAUUUAUUUUUGAGCUUAGAAUCUGAGACUGGUCUCGAUCCAGGGUUCAUUAUGAAUGGUGGUAUUUUCAUAGCACACAACGAUGUCCGAAUGGACGAAUAUCGACGCUUGGCAACAAUUGGAAAAUGUUUAAAUGUUGAAAGUCAUCUUCUAAGUCCCCAAGAGACAAAGAAACUCUUCCCACUGCUCGACGACAAAUCCUUCACAGGGUCUCUUUAUUCGCCCGGUGAUGGUGUUAUAGAUCCCGCAAUGCUUUGUACAGCACUAACGAGACAGGCCGUAAAGAAUGGCGGAAAGGUGUUUGAGGAGUGUCCAGUAUUGGAACUAGAAGUUGGCCAAGGAUUCCUAGGACCUAAAGAUAUCCGUGGUGUAGUUACUCCAUACGGAACCAUAAAGACGAAUACUGUAAUCAAUGCUACAGGUGUUUGGGCAAGGGAUAUUAUUGAAAAGCAUGGAGUUACCCUACCCCUAAUACCUAUGCGCCACGCCUACAUUGUAAGUGAACCCAUGGAUGGUGUAAAGGGUUCGCCUAAUAUUAGAGAUCAUGACUUCUCAGUAUACUUCCGUAUACAAGGAGAAUCUAUCUGCUUAGGCGGCUACGAAAAUUGUCCUGUGCUCAUGGAGAAAGUCCCACCAGACUUUCAAUUUGGCCUCUACGAUCUCGACUGGACGGUAUUUGAGUCAAACUACCAAGGGGCAGCAACAUUGUGUCCACCCUUUGAAUCUGCCGGUAUUAAGAGCACCAUCUGUGGACCUGAGUCCUUCACACCCGAUCACAAACCCUUAAUGGGCUGGGAUCCCAGGCUCGAUGGACUCUUCCACUCAUGUGGCUACAACUCCGCUGGAAUGAUGCUUGGUGGAGGAUGUGGGGAACAAGUAGCCGAAUGGGUUAUCAAUGGAAGUCCUAGCCUACACAUGUUCGCCUACGAUGUCACCCGUUUUCUCCCCAAACAGACCCGUGAUCACAAUUGGGCAACGGAAAGAAGUCAUGAGAGUUACGUGAAAAAUUAUGCAGUCGUCUUCCCCUACGAUCAACCCGUAGCUGGACGAAACUUCUUGCAGGAUCCCUUCCACCGGCAAAUGAUCCAGUAUUUUGCAGUAAUGGAGGAAAAGCAGGGUUGGGAACGGCCAGGGUACUUCCUAACGGACUGUUUUGCUAAAGUCCCACCAUAUGACUGGUACGGAAGCUACGGGCACAAAAAAGCACCUGAUUCCUCAUACGAAGAUCAACUCAAGAAGGAUCUAACUUUUGGAUUUUCAGAAAAUCACGAUUUGAUCGGAGAAGAAGCCACAGCGUGCAGAAACAAUGUCGUGGUCUUCAAUCUUAGCUACUUCUGCAAAGUCUAUCUCACCGGACGUGAUGCUGCUAAGGCUGCAGAGUACAUUUUCACAGGGGAUACCGCCAAACCCAUUAACAAAACUAUCUACACGUGCGCUCUCAACAAUCGCGGCGGUGUGGAAGCCGAUGUCACUGUGAGUGUCAUCGAUACGGGCAUCGGAGAGCCUCAUGCACCCAUUCUCAAACGUCCUGGAUACUACAUUGUAGCUGGUGGUGCUUCUGCAUAUCACACAGUGAGUCAUCUUAAGUAUGCCCUCCUGGACAAAGCUUUUCGAGCACAAAUAACGGACGUUACGCAAGAUCUAGGAGUUUUGUCUCUUCAGGGAAGAAACAGUCGAGAAAUUCUGGAAAAGCUCACAGAUUACGACUUAAGCAACGACAAUCUUCCGCCAAAUAGCACAGCCAUCGUAAAACUGAGAUUACCAUCCGGAGAAUACCAAAAUGUUCGAGUGGUACGUGUUAGUUUUGUCGGUGAAUUGGGCUACGAAUUACAUAUCCCGAAAGCAUUUUGUGAACAAGUUUUCAAUGCUGUGAUGGAUGCUGGAGCUCCUAUGGGUCUCAGGAAUGCCGGCUAUCGAUCUCUGUAUUCGCUGAGCAGUGAAAAAGGAUAUCAUUUGUGGGGUUUUGAUCUGCGAUCCGAUGAUACACCCAUUGAAGCCAAUUUGGGAUUUACAUGCAGAAAAACUGGCGAGUACAAAGGCAAAGCCGUAAUUGAUAAACAACGUGCUGAGGGAAUUUACAAGAAAUUGGCAUUUUUCACCGUUGAAGAACAAAUUCCAAUUUGGGGACUUGAGACAAUUUACCGAGAUGGCGAAAUUGUGGGACAUUUGCGCCGCGGAGAAUAUGGAUACACUCUGCAAAAGCCCAUUGGCCAGGGAUAUGUCCGGAAGCCAAAUGGUGAGAAGAUGGAUGAUGAUUUUCUCAAGACUGGAAAUUAUGAAAUUGAAAUAAUGGGCCGACUCUACAAAGCCACAUGUCACUUGAGGAGUCCAUUUGAUAAGAAAAACGCCAGAAUUCAGGGCAAUUACAAUUAAUUUGAACAAUAAAAAUAUAGCCAUCGUAUUAAACACAAAUAAAGGCAAUUUAAUCUUCUUCAAAAUAAAACUGUGCAAAAAAUACACUCACCCAGCUACAUAAAAUCUUUCUCGGUCCUGAUAAAUGAUGCCUUGCUAAAAAUAUCCUCAACUGUUCGCUUGAUAACCGAUUUAUCUGAGGAAAGAAAAGAAAGACAAAAAAAUCUUUAAAAACAACGCAACGUAAUUAAAGACAAUAGUUUAUUUUAAGUAAAAAAAAAUAUAACUUUAUUACAAUGAAAAACGAAAAAAAUCUAAUAAAGCAAUUUUUUCAUGUCAUUUUAAAUAAAAACUGGGUAUUUUUCAUAAAGUUUAAAUUAAAAAGAAUGAUUAUUACACUUUGAAAACUUGACAUUUUAUUGUAAAAUUUAAACUAAGGACACAAUUGUUUAAUAAAUAUAUAAUGCAACAUA